This is a messenger RNA of Sorghum bicolor (sorghum), 1624 nucleotides long. RefSeq lists its product as uncharacterized. Bases 74 to 1624 code for a protein of 516 amino acids. The transcript has 3 exons. Gene Ontology annotation, biological process: shoot system development; root development. Lineage: Eukaryota; Viridiplantae; Streptophyta; Magnoliopsida; Poales; Poaceae. The record is from RefSeq and is a predicted model, not a curated record.
UUCUCCGUGUUUGCCUAUCUCAUCUUCCUCCUCAUCAACACCAAAAGACAGCUCCAAAAAUUCCCUCCCAAACAUGGCCGGACAUCAGCGAUCGACGAGCUGGCCGUCCAUGGCUCAUGCUCAUCCCAACAAGACCGAGAUGCAAGAAGCUCUGCAAAGCAUAGCCUCUCUCAUGUCUACGCCGGCGGCGGCUACCAUGGAAGUGGUGUGCGACGGUCUGAGGAGGCUUGGAGACGUGUACAGCCACAUCGACGAGGCCAUAUGCCUGCAUAGCAACCACAACCAGCUGGUGCGCGGGAAGAAGAGGCUGGAGGAAGAAAUGGAGAGGUCGCUGCAGGUGCUGGACCUCUGCAGCACCCUGCAAGAAACCUUCAGUGACCUGAAGAUGACGAUCCAGGAGCUGCAAUUGCAAAUGGUUCUGAACAGAGGCGACCUCCCGGUUGCUCAGACCAAAGCUCAGUCCUACGCCCGGCUGGUGAAGAAGGCCAAGCACCAGCUGAAGAAAGCUGCCGGCAGCAAGUCUACGUCUUCGUCGUCCCAUGACGAUGCGUGGCUGGUCAGUUUGUUGACCACGGCGAGAGGAAUCACUGUCUCGGCCCUCAGAUCUGCAGUGGAGCUCCUGGCGAAGCAAAUGGCGACCUGUGGCGCGAGCAAGUGGUCGCUGAUCACCAAAUCGAUGCAGAAGAGGAGAGUUUCGUGCGAGGAGGUGCAGUUGCAGGCACUGGAGUUGGGGAUUGUCGACCUAGAGAGUUCAGUUGAGAACCUUUUCAGAAGUCUGAUCCAGACCAGGGUUUCUCUUCUCAACACUCUCAGCUUGUGUGAACAACAAUUUGUCUGGAAUUCGGUGGCUUUGCUCCUCAACACCUCACUUCACAUGGUUGAACGGUCACCAAAGCUUCACCCUCGAGCAAUGGCUUCCCAUCUGAGAUCCACAAGUUUGCCUUCUAGCCCUCGCUCAAACAAAGCUGACGUCGACCAGCAGCUGCAGAGCCUGAAGACAGCCAUGGCUUCAUCUUCGGCAACCAUUGACACGAUGUGUGAUGGCUUCAGGAGGCUCGGGAGCCUCUACGCCGGCAUCGAGGAGAUGGUGUGCACACCAAGCAACCAAGCAAGCCUCUGCCAGACCCUGCAAAGGAAGGCAGUGGAGGAAGAGCUGGAACAGUCACUCGUCUUGCUUGACCUCUGCAACGCCAUGCAGGGAAGCUUCAUCGACCUAAAGAUGGUCGUGCAAGAACUGCUCUUGGCUGUCAGAAGAGGAGAUGACGCAGUUGCGCAACUCAAGGCAUACUUCCAGAUAACCAAGAAGGUGUACAAACAGUUCAAGAAGGUCUGCAAAAAGAGCAGUUCUGAUGAGAAGGAUUGUAGGGUGGUCAAGCUGCUAGCAGAAUCAAGAUUGGUCGCUACCUCCGUGCUUGAAUGCACAUCGUGCCUUCUGUCAAAGCAAAUUGAGAUGCCCAAACGGUCUCUUGUCUCCAAAGCAUUCCAGAAGGGGAAAGUAGUGUGCGACGAGGAGCGAUUGCAGGCAUUAGAGUGCAGUAUCAGAGGUCUUGAGAGCGGAGCAGAGCUUCUGUUCAGGAGAUUGAUCCAGUGCAGAGUUUCUCUUCUGAAUAUUCUUAGCUCCUAG